AUGGUGGAAGCACCAGUACCUAAACCCGCACCGGGCAAUCAUGACUCCAUAGCCGCACAAUACGCCAGAGCGAAAGCGAUCAGAGAUGCCGAGGACUCGAAUAAGGUCAAGAAGAUCAUGGCGGAGAGGGGCUUGGGUCCAAACGGGAAGCCAAAAACCACGAUGGAGAGAUUGAACGAGACGAAAGCCAGUAAUUUCAAGAGGGAGUGGGGCUGGGUGGUGGGAUUUUUUGCGUGGUUAUUGUUCGUUCAUGCUGCAGGAAUCUAUUUCUUCACCAAGGGCUUCCUCCUGACCCGUCUUGUCCUGGACGAGAAAUCUUCGUGCGCCCAACCGCCAAUUGCACCGACGAGCUCUUUUAAAGGCAUAGGCACCCCGGAGGCAGGAUGCUGGCAUCCGAAAACGUUUGAGAAGGCCGUGGUUGUCAUCAUUGAUGCGCUGCGCUACGAUUUUACUAUCCCUUUCAAAAAUACCAGCGACCUUGGCUCGGGUUCUGGCCCCCAGGCUUUCCACAAUGCGCUGCCGUUCCUGUAUGAGACUGCCGUCAAUGAGCCGCAGAAUGCGUUCCUCCGCCCCUUCAUUGCGGAUCCUCCUACUACGACACUGCAGCGAUUGAAAGGUCUCACGACCGGUACGCUCCCUACAUUUAUAGACGCCGGAUCGAACUUCGCCGGUGAAGCCAUCGAAGAGGACAACCUCCUCAUACAACUCCGGGAUGCGGGGAAGAGAAUCGCACACCUGGGAGACGACACAUGGCUUGCUUUAUUUCCAGGUUAUUUCGAGCCAAAUAUCAGCCGAGCAUACGACAGCUUCAACGUGUGGGAUUUGCACACGGUGGACAACGGCGUCACCGAACAUAUUCUUCCUUUGCUUUCUCCGGAGAAGAAGGGGUUGUGGGAUGUUGUGUUUGCGCACUAUCUGGGGGUUGAUCAUGCGGGCCAUAGAUAUGGACCGAAUCAUUUUGCUAUGACUGCCAAGUUACAACAGAUGGAUGAUGUCUUGCGGAAGAUUGCUGCCGCCUUGGACGAUAACACGUUACUGGUGGUUAUGGGAGAUCAUGGCAUGGACCAGAAAGGCGAUCAUGGAGGAGAGAGUGACGAUGAGGUCGAGGCCGCCUUGUGGAUGUAUUCAAAGAAGGGCGUCUUCGGACGCACGGAUCCUGCAUUUGUCACUCCUCCUCAAUCGGCAAAGAUUAGACCAGUGGAUCAGAUUGAUCUAGUGCCUACCUUGGCCCUGCUGCUGGGAUUGCCGAUUCCAUUCAAUAACCUAGGCAAGCCUAUUGAGGAGGCAUUUGUGGGAAAGAAGGGCAAUAACUGGAAUAAUCUUGCGGGUGCUGUCAGAAUGGCCGCAGCUGGGACUAAGAGAUAUCAGGCUGCCUACUAUGCGGCCCGCGGUAUCAACGAGAGCGAACUUGAGUCAAUUGAGGGCUCGCCCCGUGGUUUGUGGGCGAAGGCUGAACGAUCUCUCUCUUCCGGUGGCAAGGAGGUGUACAGCACAUUCUCAAAUUUUCAAGUGGAGACAGUACGAGUAUUCAGGGACUUAUGGGCUCGAUUCGACGUCCCAUGCAUGUUUCUAGGUAUUGCGAUCCUUGCUGCUGGCCUGGUAUCCUUGAUCCUGUAUAUCAAGGACAAUGCUGAAUAUGGUCCCGUGGUGGAUGAUGCAGAGGUGGAGAGAAAGGAGAGAGAAGAGGAACUCGAAAGAUUUCAAAAGGGAGAUCCGAUGGACCAAGAUGAAACUUCUAGCCGAUCAGUUGUGAUGGCUGCUUUGCUUGGCACUUCUGCUGGAGGCGUCUCGGGACUCGCUGCGGCUUUGAUCUUCCAGGGCUUUACUCUUAACAUGGCUGUGCUAAAUUAUGGCCUUGGAGGUGCUGCAAUAUGCGGCCUGGUUGGUGUUCUAUAUGUUCGAUUCAAAGCACAAGAACAGCUCACCAAUCUGGUGCCAACGACCGUCUGGGGUUGGCUCGCUCUGAUCUUCACUGUCAGCCAGUCAGUAGGCUUUGCGUCGAAUUCAUAUACUAUCUGGGAGGACUCGAUUCUGCUAUUCUUCAUCUCAACAUUCGGGGUGGCGGCAGCAGUGUCAUCAUUGCGAAUUGAGGAUCCUGCUGAUAGGGCGCUGGGCGUCUAUCACUCGGUGCUCUUCACUGCUGUUGGCUGGUUCGCCUCUUUUUCGAAGCUCUGCAGGGAAGAGCAAAUGCCAUUCUGCCAAUCCACUUAUUAUGCUUCGGCAACAUCGUCGACAUCUGCGCCAUGGCAACUUAUCAUUCCAUUGGUCCUGGUAAUUUGCCUCCCAUCAGUCAUUAAGUCCUAUUAUAUGGGCAGCCGCUCAUACGAAGGUUUCGCUCCUAUUUGGAUCGGCUGGGCUUUCCGGUUUGGCCUUAUUCUUAACGCUGCGUACUGGAUUCUCGACGCUGCCGAUGAUGGCGAGUGGUUUCCCAGUCUUUCUCACAACACACUGAAAAACAUAAGGACCCCGUUGGCUCAAACCGUCUUCGCUAUGGCGAUCGGAGCUGGAUCCACGGCGUUUGGUUAUGCACCUCCCUGCGUCUCCAUCAGCACAACUACAAACCCUACCCCCAACAACGCUCAUAUGGUCAAUAGCAAAGGCACGACAGUCACCAUUCUCGGCUUUGCCAAUACCCACGGUGCCCGGUACUUCUUCCUUGUUAUCAACGUCCUGCUUUGCGUCCUCAUGGUUCAGAAGGCCAUGGGCGCCGGUGCGAUAGCCCUCAUGUCCUGGCAAAUUCUCUCCCUCCUCGAAAUACUAGACCUCAACGCCCUAGCCAAUUCGCCCAUCGGUCCCAUAGUCCUGGCUCUCCUCGGCAGCUUCUACUUCUUCAAAACCGGGCAUCAAGCUACACUCCCCUCCAUCCAAUGGGAUUCUGCCUUCAUUGCCCUCCAAGAGAUUCGCUAUCCAUGGUCUCCUCUGCUGGUCGCCCUCAACACUUUCGGCGCUCACAUCUUGGCCGUUGCUGCUGUACCGCUGGUCGCGCUGUGGAAGCAGAAGCCAAGGCAGAAGGGUCUUUUGAAGGGGGUGGCGGCGGCAUUAGCGUGGCAUAUCGUGUAUUAUGCAGUGAUUGGACUGGCAACUACGAUGUGGGCGUGUCAUCUGAGGAGGCAUCUCAUGCUGUAUCGCAUCUUCAGCCCGAAAUUCAUGACGGCAGCAGCGGCGCUGCUCGUGGUUGAUGUUAUUGGGUUCGUGAUCGCGUUGACUGCCGUGCGGUACAACACAUUAAGUGUUGGAGAGGUCUUCGGCUGGGGAUAA
Amorphotheca resinae ATCC 22711 is the source of this 3258-nucleotide messenger RNA. RefSeq lists its product as hypothetical. The transcript is spliced from 2 exons. Gene Ontology annotation, molecular function: mannose-ethanolamine phosphotransferase activity. The coding region runs from base 1 to 3258 and encodes 1085 amino acids. Gene Ontology annotation, biological process: GPI anchor biosynthetic process. NCBI's taxonomy places the organism in Eukaryota, Fungi, Ascomycota, Leotiomycetes, Helotiales, Amorphothecaceae. Gene Ontology annotation, cellular component: endoplasmic reticulum membrane. The record is from RefSeq and is a predicted model, not a curated record.